Messenger RNA from Perkinsus marinus ATCC 50983, 3506 nucleotides. RefSeq lists its product as hypothetical. The record is from RefSeq and is a predicted model, not a curated record. The transcript is spliced from 27 exons. The coding region runs from base 1 to 3210 and encodes 1069 amino acids. Gene Ontology annotation, molecular function: NADP binding; NAD binding. Gene Ontology annotation, cellular component: mitochondrial inner membrane. Gene Ontology annotation, biological process: NADPH regeneration; proton transmembrane transport. NCBI's taxonomy places the organism in Eukaryota, Perkinsozoa, Perkinsida, Perkinsidae.
AUGGCGACAUUUGACAAUACGACAGUGUGCGACAGUAACUUGUUCAGCCAGGAGGAUUGGCUGGAAGUUGUGUACAUCGGCUCCGCUGUUCUCUUCAUCAUGGCCCUUCGGGGUCUCUCUAAGACGGAGACAGCCAAGUGGGGUAACAUCUAUGGUAUGCUCGGUAUGGCCGCUGCAGUGGCUGGUGCAUGGGCCAGUCAGUUCGUAUGUGAUGAAGGCACUUGGCUCAUUGCCAUAUCUCUAUUCCCUGGCCUCGUCAUAGGAGCACUGCUGGCUGGUCACGUGACGAUGAUUCAGAUGCCGCAGAUGGUCGGCCUACUGAAUGCAUUCGGUGGCUUGGCAUCUGCCCUCGAGGCUCUUGGCCUCUUCCUCGACCCCAAUGCUGAGUUCGGCCCUAAUGGGUUCGCUCAGAUUGACGAGUCGGAGAGGACCGCAGAAGUUGUCAUCCAGACCAUUGCCAUGUUCCUGUCGAUGAUCAUCGGGAUGCUCACUUUCUUCGGCUCCAUUAUAGCGUGCCUGAAACUCAACGGUAAUCUGGCGUCGAAGGCUCGAGUGCCGCCCUUCCGAACCGUCAUCACCCUUCUCAUCAUGGCACUGAUCGUCACCUUUUGUGUGCUUGCCAAUCACGAAGGGUACGGGACUGGCCUCGGCCUUAUGUACAUGCUCUUCGUUGCCGUCCUCUCCUCCAUCUGGGGUGUCCUCUUUGUGAUAGCCAUUGGUGGCGCCGACAUGCCUGUUGUCAUCUGCAUCCUCAACACUGGCUCGGGUUUUGCUGGUGUUUGUGCUGGGUUUAUGUUGUCGAACAAGUUGCUGGUUAUAACCGGUGCGUUCGUGGGCUGCAGUGGCGCCAUCCUCUCCGUCAUCAUGUGCGAGGCGAUGAACCGUUCCCUAUGGUCCACACUGGUUGGUGGCUUCGGUGAGGGUACCUCCUCUGGCGGUGCCAAGGUCGAGGGUGAGAUGAAGGAGAUAGCGCUGGAGGAACUGGCUGACACGUUGAACCGCAGCAAGGAAGUUGUCAUCGUCCCCGGCUACGGCAUGGCUGCGGCUAAAGCACAGCAUGCUGUAGCUCAAGUCACUGAGAUUCUACGUGGUCGAGGUGUCCGAGUCCGUUUCGGUAUUCACCCUGUUGCUGGCAGACUACCGGGCCAUAUGAAUGUGCUGCUGGCUGAGGCACGCGUCCCCUACGACAUUGUACUGGCAAUGGAUGAGAUCAACGAUGAUUUCGAGAAGACUGAUGUUACUAUCGUCGUUGGUGCUAAUGAUAUCGUCAACCCCGCUGCUGUCGAAGACCCUACGUGCCCGAUAGCAGGGAUGCCUGUUCUUGAAGUAUGGAAGAGUAAGAUGACUGUGGUGAUGAAGCGUGGUCGUGGUGCCGGUUAUUCUGGUGUUGACAACCCCUUGUUCGUCCGUGAGAACAAUAGGAUGUUCUUUGGCAGUGCCAAGCCCAAGAUGGAGGAGCUCGCCGGAAGAUUGCUGGAGUUGACAGCCGAUGGCAAGAAGGUUCGGCUAGGGCAGGUGGAAGCUCAUGAGCCAGCGCAGGAGCCCGAGACAAACGAUUCUACUAUCGAUGUUGGGCCACCACCGGUUCGAGAGACCUUCUAUGAGUUGGGCGUGCUGAAGGACCGUUACCCUGGGGAGAAGCGAGUUGCACUGGUACCCAGUAUUUGCGCAAAACUGUAUGAAAAGGGCUAUGCCAUUUAUAUUGAGAAGAACGCUGGUGCCGGGGCCGGCUUUUCCGAUGCAGCGUACGAAGCUGUGGGGUGUGUGGUUCUCCCUGACUCGAGUGGUGUAUGCGCCAAAGCCAAGAUGGUCUUUGUCAUCCGUCCGCCGCCCGUGGACGUUCUGCAUCGACUUCGAGGCAAAUACUGCGUGUCUUGGGUUGGUCGACUGACUGAUGCUGGCAAGAAAGAGAUUGAGAUCGCCAAUGGGGAGGGAGUGAACUUGAUUGACGUCACAGCCGUUCCCAGAAUCACCAUCGCUCAGAAGCUCGACUGCCUUUCAAGUCAAGCUAAGAUAGCUGGUCACCGUGCCGUCCUGGAGGCCGCUCAUGAAUACCAGAAAUUCUUCGCGCCUGAGAUAACCGCUGCAGGCAAGUACCCUCCUUGUCGAGUGAUGGUCCUCGGCGCCGGGGUGGCUGGCCUCGCUGCCAUCGGCACUGCUGUUUCCCUUGGGGCUGAGGUCCGGGCAUGGGAUGUUCGUGAUGUGUCGGAUCAAGUGGAGUCCAUGGGUGGCAAGUGGUUCAGUGUCGACUUCAAGGAGGAGGGUGGGGGCAGUGGCGGCUAUGCUAAGGAGAGUAGCGAUGCUUUCAAGGCUGCUCAGAAGGCCACAUUCCACAAGCAUGCGAAGGAGUGCGAUAUCAUCAUCACUACAGCUGCUAUUCCUGGCAGGCCGAGCCCGCGUCUGAUCGAGGGGUAUAUGGUUGACUCGAUGAGGCCAGGGUCAGUUAUAGUAGAUCUUGGGGCUGAGGGUGGCGGAAACUGCGAGCUGACGAGGAAGGGAGAGUCCUACCUCUACGAACAGAAGGUACGUAUUAUCGGCUACACUGAUAUGGCAAGUCGGAUGGCCGACCAAGCGUCUACUAUGUUCGCGGCCAACAUGCUCAAUUUCCUCACUCAUGUACAUUCUAAGGGACCGGAAGAAGCUCGAGAUGCUCGUAGCUUCGAAUCUCAUCUCGAGGCCAACAUCAAGGAGUCGCCAGAGAGCGACAUUAUAGUUCGGAGUAUUGUGUGCUGCAAGGAUGGCCAGGUGUUGAAGAUGCCUCCGCCUCCCCAGCCUAGCCCAGCUGUGCCGAAGAAGGCUGAAACACUUCAAAGUCCUGGACAGGGCGGUGUUAGCCAAGUGAACGCUGUUGGUGGCGGCGUUCUGGCUUCAUCGCAGUUCCUGUUACUGAUCUCCGCUGGUAUCCUUGUUAUCAUAGCCAUAUGGGCGCCUAGGACCUUCAUAGACCUUCUCAUGGUCUUUGUGCUCGCGGGAUUCGUCGGGUACAUGCUAGUAUGGAAUGUGCAGCCGGCUCUCCACACGCCUCUGAUGUCGGUCUCCAACGCCAUCUCGGGGCAGGUUGUGCUUGGUGGCAUCUUCAUGGUAUCUUCCGAGGAAGUCGCCACGCAAGUCUUCGCAGUAGCUGCUAUUGCUAUUGCCGCAAUUAACAUCGGAGGAGGUUUCAUGGUAACUCACAGAAUGUUGGCCAUGUUCAAGCGAGAUGCCUCGUGAUUAUGAUUGUAUUUCAUGACCUCCACCGAGUUUCCGUCAAUAUAUCAAUCUGCUACGAUUCUCUCUUGAAAUUGUUCGCAGCAGUUCUAUUGCUCGAUUCGAGAUUCUCAUUUAUAUUUGAACGGAGGCGCAUCGCCUCAGUUCGACAUUGAUUUCCAUUACUGAAUGAUUCUAGUUUCAUCAUUCCCCCUGUGCGGAGGAAUUACACUUUGUGACUCUAACACAAGUAGCUAAUUAAGCAACAUUUUUAGGGCUACUGCAUAUUGCUAACGUGACCGAUUUGUCCGCAGCGGUAG